Molecule: messenger RNA, 3111 nt
Organism: Rhinocladiella mackenziei CBS 650.93
Lineage: Eukaryota; Fungi; Ascomycota; Eurotiomycetes; Chaetothyriales; Herpotrichiellaceae
Exons: 2
Coding region: 1-3111 (1036 amino acids)
Source: RefSeq, a predicted model, not a curated record
AUGUCCGACAACGGCAGCAACAUCUCGAGGCGAUCUUCCUCUCAGACCUCUCACGCUUCCACCGAAUUGAAAAGGCCCAAGACACUCCGAGGGGUCCCCAAGCGCCAUAGUUCGAAGAAUUCAUCCCAAUCGAUUGAAGAAGACGAUCCGGCCUUGACCUCCUUCCCUUCCUUCUCUCCAGAACCCGACACGAAAGUAUCCUCCAUUACUCAAGAGACACUGUCGAAACCUGCGCGGACAAUAUCCCAGAAAGCUCGGGACAGAAAGGCGACUCUUGCCGGGUUGACAAGUGCUUCUCCGUCUUUCAACAGACAGAAUGCCUUGUUUGACGAUUCUCCACGAUCUUCCCUGGAUAUUCCUGGCUCAUUACACCUGGCAAGUGACGAACACAUCGAGAGACUCAUAAGCAGAACAGGGGCAGUCAAGUUGGUUCGACAAUAUGCCUCCGAUCUGGCGCAGAGAGACGCCGAGAUCUCCGCUCUCCGCAUCCGGGCCGACACCAGAGAGAGGGAAUUGAAGAGACUGUUACGUGAAGCGGGGGUGUCAACGGCCGAAGUGGAAAAGAGACUGCUCUGGUUAGAACAGGGGUCGGACAAUUUAGAUCCUCGAGCUUUUCCGGGCUCGACGGAUCGGACAGCAUCUGCCACCUCUCUAGAUGGCAUGAUGAGUGAGGCGAUGGCAGAUGGGAUCAUGGUGUCCAGUCCCGUUGAUGGAGCGUACCGUGGCGACAUGGCCUCAGGUCUUCGAAGUCCAACUACCGCGGUGCAAGCAGAGUUACAAGGCCAUCGUAGCAGGUCGGGAUCGGCAAUAUCGGCACAGGCAAAAGCUAGCCGAACUCCAAGCAGGGCAAACAGCAUCGUCAGCGAAAGCAGUCAAGACAUGGAUGCGACAUUACGCCCCCGAGUUGCUAACUCAAAUUCUGGCAAGAUGUCUGGGCUGCAAAGCAUAUUUCAACCUCCACCUCAGUCCUCGGGCUACCUCGUUGGCGGCAAAUCCAUCCGGAAGCCCAAACUGGGUGAUGAAGCUAGUGUGCGGUCGAAUCAAUCAGCUCGAUCGUUUGCCUCUUGGACACAGAUCUUCAGUGGGAAAUCCCAGAAUCGAUCAAGGGCAUCGUCACUUGGACAAGACCCCAACAAUAAAGGAGAGGCACUUGAAGCAGAGCCGUCAAACGCAAACCUGUCGAAGAUACGAACAAACCCGUCUCAGCCUGCGACAAAGUCCACUGCAUCACUACCUUCCAACGGGAACGCAAAAACCAGACCUCCUGCAAAGCGUGCACCAACCACAAGCCGACUUUCUGCCAGUCCGAAUCAUGCUCGAAAAGAGUCAAAUGCGAGCAACCUUCCUCCAACGGUGGAGUUGGAUUCCAUGAUCGAAAGCUCUCAGUUACCACCGACGAUGACCAAUCACAAUAGCGACAGCAAUGGAUUAUUAACUGAUAGAUUUGGGUUCAUCUACGACCAAAGAUCUCGGAAGAGACAGAAUUGGCAAGUUCAACAACACAAGCGGAACAAAAUGAGUGGUGCAGAGACCCUUGCCAGUUUUAGAGCAGGUGAAAGUCCACAAUCUGCCGAUCUUUUCGUCGAAAGACCAUCGACGCCAGCUUCAAUCGACGAAGACGCACCAAAGAAGUCGUGGCAGGACUAUCUGAAGGUUUCCUCCGCCCUCCCCUCGGGAAGACCAAAGGAACUGCUAUCACACACCCCCUCUGCCGGAGCCGUAGUGACGGUCAGCACCGCUGAUGCUACAGGGACAAUAACACCUCAUCGGUCCCGAGAAGUUUCAAUUACCGUUUCAGCGCAGAAGGCGCUUCCCACCACUAGUGUGGUGCCGGAACCGCAAUCCUCAGUCGUGACAGCUACGUCGGCCGACUUUACGGCCGAUUCCGAGACAGAAUCCACGGCCGAAUUUGGUCCUACGAAACUGCUUCUUGAGCAGUUAACGGAUCUGCAUGACGCGCUUCAGGCAGAAAGAGGUGUCCGAUGGAAUGACUUUUUGCGCCGAGUACGAGCAGAGAGAGCCAACAACCCUGAUCGCCCGCCGAAUAAUACACCCGAAGCAGAUCUGCUGGACGGCGAGCUUAUCGGAAUAGCGACCCUCGGUCGCUCGACAAAGACUAAGAAUAAGUAUUUACACUUCAAAUCACUGGUGUUGGCUGGCAUUCCGGUUUCACUUCGACCAAAAAUCUGGGCCGAAUGCUCCGGGGCCAGUGGUCUGCGAAAUCCCGGAUAUUACGAAGACCUCGUGGCUCGGUCCGAAGAAGGCACAGAUAUUGACCCGGAUAUCGCAAGUCAAAUCAAAGCAGAUGUUCGUCGAACGCUGACCGAUAAUGUGUUCUUCCGCUCAGGACCCGGUGUCCAGAGACUGGAAGAGUUGCUGAGGGCAUACUCGCUUCACAAUCCUCGCAUUGGAUAUUGUCAAGGAAUGAACCUCAUUACAGCGUCUCUUCUCCUGAUUUGUGCAACAGCAGAAGACUGUUUUUGGCUGCUUGUUGCCAUCAUCGAUGUCAUCCUUCCCAGCCAGUAUUUUAGUUCAACAUUGCUCGUGGCACGGGCCGAUCAGGUGGUCCUCCGCCAAUAUGUUGCAGAGGUAUUACCAAAGUUAAGUGCCAAACUGGACGAACUUGGUGUGGAACUGGAAGCAUGCACGUUCCACUGGUUUCUCUCUCUUUAUGCAGGCGUUUUGACCGGUGGCGAAGCCCUCUACCGGGUUUGGGAUGUAAUUCUAUGCCUCAACAGUUCCGAUGCAGUGCCCCACGCAUUCACCCAGACUCGAAAUUUGACCGUCGACAUGCCAUCCCUGGGUUUGAGCCAACCAUCGACACCUGUAACACCAACGAUGUCGCAAGACCAUCAUGAUGCCGACGAACAUGACGGAACAAGCUCUCCCUUUCUUUUUCAACUUGCCCUGGCGCUCUUGAAGCUCAACGAGACAGCCAUCCUUGCUCUCGAUUCCGCAGCGCAAGUCUACACAUAUAUCAAUCAUAAUAUGACGAAUCAUGCAAUCAGUAUCGAUGCCUUAGUGCAGGCAAGUGAAGCACUAAGGUCAAGAGUUAAGAGGAGUGAAGUCCUAGAGCGACGAAAAGCGGCGAUCAAGGAUCUUGGAGCGUGA